CACCAUUUCACUUCUCAGAGAACUCCUCCAUAACGUUUCGGCAAAAUGACUGCAGCAGCUCUUCUCCUCCUGCUAAUGCCCCUCCUACUCUGCUCUGCUGAUGCAGAUAAGAUCACAAUUGCAGCUAAAACUGGAGACAAUGUAUCUUUGCCAUGUGAUGCUAGCAACUUCAAGCCCAUCAAAACUGUAGAGUGGAGCAGACCUGAUGAGGAGAACAAAUAUGUAAUUUUCUGUCCGAACCAAAAUUCAGAUCCAGUUAUCACAGAAGAUCAGUAUAAAAACAGAGUGGAGCUACUGAACAGAACAAAUGGAAAUGUGACAAUAGUUUUACACAAUGUGGGAACUAAUGACAGUGGAAUAUAUGAGUGUUAUGUCCAAGGAGGAGGAGGACGGACAAAGAGAGCGGUCAGACUGAUCAGCACCGUCAGCCUGGAUGUAGCUCCUCCUGCUCCUCAAGGGAACAUGGAUGGAAACAGAGGAGAAGGAGGGAAUGAGGAUGGAGGGAAUAAAGACGGGUUAGGGGUCAGUCGAAGUCAUGUUGUCCUGAUGGUGGCUGUAGCUGCUGUAGCUGCUGUCAUUGUUUCCAUGGUGAUAGUUAUUAGGAGGAAGAAGAUCAAGACUCCUUCUUCUUUUCUCCCUGAAGAUGCACAGAAUCCUCAGUUGAUCUGACUGAAAGUUGUUGAUGUUUCUGGAUCAUCAGCCAAAGCAGAAACAACGUCGUCUUUAGUCAAUAAGAACAAGCUAAUGUCAGCAACUGGGACAUUUUUUAUUUUGUUCUCAUAUUUAAAUGUAAAUAUGACAAAAA
Molecule: messenger RNA, 805 nt
Organism: Xiphophorus hellerii (green swordtail)
Lineage: Eukaryota; Metazoa; Chordata; Actinopteri; Cyprinodontiformes; Poeciliidae
Product: butyrophilin subfamily 2 member A2-like
Exons: 3
Coding region: 46-669 (207 amino acids)
Biological process (GO): cellular response to lipopolysaccharide; cell surface receptor signaling pathway; positive regulation of T cell proliferation
Cellular component (GO): external side of plasma membrane
Source: RefSeq, a predicted model, not a curated record